This is a messenger RNA of Amaranthus tricolor (Joseph's coat), 1024 nucleotides long. RefSeq names its product histidine-containing phosphotransfer protein 1. Gene Ontology annotation, cellular component: nucleus; cytoplasm. The transcript has 6 exons. Lineage: Eukaryota; Viridiplantae; Streptophyta; Magnoliopsida; Caryophyllales; Amaranthaceae. The coding region runs from base 257 to 712 and encodes 151 amino acids. The record is from RefSeq and is a predicted model, not a curated record. Gene Ontology annotation, molecular function: protein histidine kinase binding; histidine phosphotransfer kinase activity. Gene Ontology annotation, biological process: phosphorylation; cytokinin-activated signaling pathway; phosphorelay signal transduction system.
CCUGUGCCCAUAAGGACUUAGAGUAGCUCCAAGCCUCCAAUUAGCAUUUAGUAGCAAAUCAGCAUCAAAAAAAUCCAUAAAAGACAAACAAAACUCUCUUUUCCCCUCCCACAAUCUCAUCUCUCCCUUCUCUUAACCUUGACUGCAUCUGAUCUCCCUAAUUCUUCUGCAGAUUUACCCAUUUGUCUCUAUAAAUUCAACACAAAUUUGAGAACACAUAAACACAUAAACCAAGAACAAACAUCAUCAUUUAAAAAUGCAAGUAGCUGAAAUGCAAAGGCAGCUUGUUGAUUUUACAACCUCCCUAUUCAACGAGGGAUAUUUGGAUAAUCAAUUUACACAGUUACAACAAUUGCAAGAUGAAAGCAACCCAGGAUUUGUAAUGGAAGUUAUCACCCUUUUUUUUGAGGAUACUGAAAGACUCCUUCGUGAUUUGUCUUCUGCUUUUGAUCAUCAGGCUGUGGAUUUUAAAAAGGUGGAUGCCCAUGUUCACCAGUUGAAGGGUAGCAGUUCUAGCAUAGGCGCGCAGAGAGUUAAAAACGCUUGCGUUCAAUUUCGUAAUUACUGUGAGCAGAAAAAUGCUGAGGGUUGCCAAGCUUGCCUACAACAAGUAAAUCAGGAAUACUUUCUUGUGAAAAGCAAACUUCAAAUGCUUUUUAAGAUGGAGCAACAGAUCAUAUCUGCAGGCGGGUCGAUUCCUUUAGUGGAGUGAAUGGUUCGAUGUAGUCGCUGAAGAGUGAAUAAUCUCAAAGGUUGCAACUUUCGACUAAUAAGAUUGUCCAUUACUCACUUGUAGAGAGUAUUUGUUUUGCAUUCGGGUUUAUGUUAAACGUAUAGACUUCGUACUAAUGUAGAAAUCCGUCGUUCAAUUCCGUAUGGCUACCUUUGUACCUUGAAAGCCUUGAAAACAAACUACUGUUAGGUUUAAUGAUGUUACCUUUCCACUCUAUAAGAACAUGUAGGUUUGUUUGUCAUAAUGCUUCCUCAAGGUUAAAACAUAACUCUACUCUCAAUUGUGUGUUCA